UAGAGUGCCUGGCUACAGUGGUGUCUGCCUUGGCCGAGGGGCAUCGUCAGGGCUGGAACUGCAGCCUUGCACACAGGAACCAUGUGACUUCCACCCUUAAAAACAACUACGACAAGGCUGAAGAGAGACCAGCGCCUUUCCUUCUCCAUAGCAUCAUUAGACCACGCCUGGAAUUUAUCCCCCCUUCAGCACUUAUGCAAAAUCCCCUACCAUAAAAUCAACACCUCAUAAAUCAUUGCAGCUUCAAUGAUGAGAUGCGACGUGUGGUAGUCACUGGACUGGGCGCCGUGACGCCUCUAGGUGUUGGAGUCCGAACAACAUGGCGUCGUCUCCUGCAAGGCGAUAGUGGAAUCGUUUCAACCCGCCAUCUUGGCCCCGACUUUGUCAAUCUUCCAUCCCAAGUGGCUGGUAUUGUGCCCCUAAAGCCAGAUUCCAGCACCAACGGCGACAGUCACGAUCAUGUUGGCGGAUGGAGAGCACGGGACCAUGUCUCGUCCACAGAGCUACGACAAACGGCCAAAUUCGCACAGUAUGGAUUGGCUGCUUCGGCAGAAGCUCUGAAGGAUGCAGGGUUCGAUCAAGGCCAGGGUUUGGAUCCAGAUAUGACGGGCGUCUGCCUCGGUUCCGGCAUUGGAAAUCUCGAGGAGCUCUACAACACUUCCGUCGCGUAUCACGAAGCCAAACACAACUACCGUAAAAUCCAUCCACUAUUCGUCCCACAACUCCUUAUCAACCUAGGCGCAGGACACAUUUCCAUGAGAUAUGGACUGAGGGGUCCCAACCACGCAGUGACAACAGCAUGCACCACCGGCGCCCACUCGCUAGGUGAUGCCUCGCGAUUCAUUCAGUCAGGUGAAGCCGACGUCAUGAUUGCCGGCGGAGCUGAAUCAUGUAUUCACCCUCUUGCAAUUGGCGGGUUUGCUCGGUCGCGAAGUCUGGCUACAAAAUUUAAUGAAGAACCGCAAGUAUCAUCUCGACCCUUUGAUAGAGAUAGAGAUGGGUUUGUUAUUAGUGAGGGCGCAGCUUGUGUUGUUCUUGAGGAACUCGAACAUGCUCGGUCCCGAGGAGCACGUAUCUACGCCGAACUCGCCGGGUAUGGCAAUUCAGCCGACGCACACCAUCUCACAGCACCGCGCGAAGACGGCAGUGGUGCCAGGUCCGCAAUGACCAAAGCUUUACGCUUAGCCCAGAUCCCCCCUUCCCAAGUCGAUUAUAUCAAUGCGCAUGCCACUUCGACGCCAUUGGGCGAUGCAGCAGAGAACAAGGCCAUCGUGUCACUCAUGACCGGCGAACACGGACGACAGCAUGUCGAAGAAGUCAACGUCAGUAGCACGAAAGGCGCAUUGGGUCAUCUCCUAGGUGCAGCUGGAGCAAUUGAGGCUGUUUUUACGAUAUUGGCUAUUCAUGAGAAUACUCUUCCGCCAACGAUAAACAUCCAGUCCCUCGACGAUGGGUUCCACUGCAACUAUGUACCAAACACGCCGCAGCAACGCCAGGUCAAUGUUGCCUUGUCCAACAGUUUUGGUUUUGGCGGUACCAAUGCUAGUCUCUGUUUCCGAGCAUUGUAAUCAUAGUCCCACCAAUUCCACAUACCAAUUCCAAUGUUCAUGACCUCACAUGAGGUGGUCAGAGCGCUCCCAUUUAACAUCGUAUCAACAUGAUGGCUGGCCGUUUCCUUUGGUUUCAUCGGAGGUCGAGGCCCCCACAAAAAGGGAGAAUAUGUUCCAAUCAUAAAAGGU
Exophiala mesophila is the source of this 1739-nucleotide messenger RNA. Its product is annotated as beta-ketoacyl-acyl-carrier-protein synthase II. Gene Ontology annotation, molecular function: 3-oxoacyl-[acyl-carrier-protein] synthase activity. The record is from RefSeq and is a predicted model, not a curated record. The transcript is spliced from 8 exons. The coding region runs from base 255 to 1568 and encodes 437 amino acids. Gene Ontology annotation, biological process: fatty acid biosynthetic process. Lineage: Eukaryota; Fungi; Ascomycota; Eurotiomycetes; Chaetothyriales; Herpotrichiellaceae.